GGGGGACGGUGAAUAGUAAUGCUCAAUAUUUUUUAUAAACUGAGUCUAUUUUCUACAUCACUUGUAAAUUAAACCAAAGCAUUGGUGUUCUUUAGUUACACGGGUUCUCGCAAUAAUUUAUGGUUAAAUAAUAGACAGGCUCCGAAAUAGAAGAUUCCUUUACUGAGAGUACCGUUGGAGAUGCCCAGUUAUUCAAUGCCAAUAAGUCAAAAAGACUCGCUCAAAUUUUCAGCUCUUUAUUUCAUCUCGUUUUUUGUUCUUCACACUCACUUGAUUUUAUUCUCCUCACAAAUUCGUUCUGAUUCUCCCCAUCUUUUGUUCCAAUGGACUCAAAAUCUCUCCUCCUUCCCCUGCUUUUUCUGCUCUCAGCCGCAUUGCUCUUCCCGGCGGCGUCCGGUGGCGGCCUCUGCAUCAACUAUGGCCGGAUCGCCAACAACCUCCCCUCACCGGAGGCGGUGGCUCGCCUCGUCGGCACCAUCCACGCCGCCAAAAUCCGGAUCUACGACACCGAGCAGCGCGUCCUCAGGGCCUUCGCCGGCACCAAUGUCGAGAUUACCGUCGGCCUCGGCAACGAGUACCUUGCCUCCAUGGCAGAUUACCCCACCGCCCUCGCCUGGGUCAAGUCCAACGUCACCUGCUACAUGCCGCAGACCAAAAUCACCUCCAUCGCCGUCGGCAACGAGGUCCUCACCGCCGACGGCGCCGUCCGCCCCGACGACCUACUUGCCUCCAGCAGCACCGCCAGCCCCAAGGACCUCCUCCCCGCCAUGGAGAACAUCCACAAAGCCCUUGAUUCCCUCGGCUACGCCAGCCGCGUGUCCGUCACGACCGCGCACAAUUUGGGGAUUCUCAACGUCUCCUACCCACCGUCGGCCGGGGAAUUCCACCGCGAACUGAACCAAUACCUGAAGCAAAUCCUCGAUUUCCACUGCAAAACCGGCUCGCCAUUCAUGAUAAACGCCUAUCCGUACUUCGCCUACAGGGACAACCCUAAACACAUUUCUCUGGAAUUCGUGCUUUUCGAGGCGAACGGCACGGACGUGGUCGUGGACCCUGCAACGGGCCUGCACUACGACAACAUGUUCGAGGCCCAAAUCGACGCGGCCCACGCGGCGAUGGAAAAGCUAGGGUACAAAAACGUGUGCCUGCAGGUGUCGGAGACGGGAUGGCCGUCCGACGGCGACGAGGCGGGUGCGACGACGGAUAACGCGAAGACGUACAAUACGAACCUGCUCAAGCUGAUUAAUAGUAGGAAGGGGACGCCGAUGAGGCCAGAUCUGGAUCUGAACGUUUACAUUUUCGCCCUUUUCAACGAGAACCUGAAGCCCGGGCCCAAAUCUGAGAGGAACUUCGGGCUAUUUAAGCCCGACAUGACGCCGGUGUAUGAACUUUUCAAUUUGAAUGGUGGUUCCGGCGGCACGCCUCAGACCGGCACGCCGCAGCUCGGCCCGCCGGCGGUGGUCAUGCCUUCACCGGAUGGCUACAUAAUCGAUGGGGCGGGGAGACUUAGAUUCAACAGAGGAGGGGCAUUUUUGUCCUUUUUGUGCACGGUGGUCUCGACAAUUUUGUUGCGCUACUACUCUGGUUUCAUGUGAAAUGACGAUAGCCAUAAAUUGAUGACUCAUUGAAUUUAGACGAUGGGAUGCAAGAAAAGAGAGGAAUAAAUAAACACAGAUUGUUAAAAUUAGGCGGCAAAUAGAUAGCAUUCUGAGCAAUAACAAACAAACCCUUGGUUGCUUUCAGAGUCAUCAUCUUCUUUCAUAACUUGGAGCACUAAAAGCUGCCUAGACAACAAUGGCAAUCUCCUCACUUUUUUGGCCGUGUUGUGAAAUUAUUUUUUUUUUUUCUUUUUUAAGUUAGGUUUAGCCAUUUUUAAUGUAUUGAUUGUACUAGGAAUAGGAAAGGAACCUUAUAGUAUUAGCUCUGCAUGGACCCGUUUACUAGUUUCUCUCUAUUCGAUAAUGCGCAGCGCGUAGCUACAUUGGAGGCUCUACACUGCAUAUUUAGAUUCAUUUUGAUUUAGCCCAACUCAAAUUAUAUUGUUCAUUCACUUACUCAUCAGCAUAUUUUUCUAAUUUUUCUUUUCGGUGAACGCAAUAAAAAAAUAGGUUCAAACUUGUUAGUGGUAAUACGAUGAUUUUGGGAGUUAGGCACCGAUUGUAAUUGAAAUUUAUUCCGUCUUUACUCUUGACUGG
This is a messenger RNA of Striga asiatica, 2195 nucleotides long. The record is from the annotation of a GenBank genome assembly. NCBI's taxonomy places the organism in Eukaryota, Viridiplantae, Streptophyta, Magnoliopsida, Lamiales, Orobanchaceae.